Molecule: messenger RNA, 3155 nt
Organism: Osmia lignaria (orchard mason bee)
Lineage: Eukaryota; Metazoa; Arthropoda; Insecta; Hymenoptera; Megachilidae
Gene: Rel
Product: nuclear factor NF-kappa-B family member relish
Biological process (GO): regulation of DNA-templated transcription
Cellular component (GO): cytoplasm
Molecular function (GO): DNA-binding transcription factor activity, RNA polymerase II-specific; RNA polymerase II cis-regulatory region sequence-specific DNA binding; protein binding
Source: RefSeq, a predicted model, not a curated record
AUCCACAUCAUUGGAAUUAAACGCAUAAUCAUUUACAAUUAAUAAAUCAAUAAAUACAAUUAAUGAAUUUCCAAUAUAAUUAUUUAUAUAACUAAUUACACAUUAAAUUAACGUGAUAUCGAACGAGAUUUUUGUAGCGCUUAUUACAAUCCUUUUUAUUUGGAAAAAAUUAUUCGUAAGAAAUGAUUGGUUAACAAUGUUGCGUUGGACGGGGAAAACCCUACAACUACCAUCAAGGUUAUGUUUUGACGUAUUAAGAUAAAUGUGAUUUGCAAACAAUGAAUGCUCAAAGUAUGUGCAGUCCAUUUAGUGAAUCUCAAAGGACUUCCUCGAUGUCACCAUUAACUGAAAAUGAAUUUAUGUCAUUAAAGAAUGCAACAGCUAUUGGAGAACCACAUUUAAUAAUUCUGGAGCAGCCAAUGGAAAAAUUUAGAUUUCGAUAUAAAUCAGAAAUGAUAGGGACACAUGGAAGUUUAGUAGGAUCAAACAGUAACAGCAGUCGGAAAAAAAAUGCACCAACAGUACAAUUAAAUAAUUUCAUGGAGACUGCAAUAAUUAGAUGCACAUUAGUUACAUCUGAUGAAGGUCGAAGAAUACCUCAUGCACACAGAUUAGUGUAUAGAGAUGGUGGUGUUGAUUAUGAUGAACCAUAUCAUGUUAAGGUGUCCCCUGAAACUGGCUAUAUUGUAGCAUUUCACGGAAUGGGAAUUAUACAUACCGCAAAAAAACAUGUCAGAGAUGAACUUAUUCGGAAGAUGAGAAUAGAAGCUUUAGAAAGAAAUAAAAGGAGUAAUAUAAAAGCUACUAUUAGCACUCGAGAAGAAGCUCAAAUCAAAGCUGAUGCUGAAUACUACCAAAAAUGUAUGAAUUUGAACAGUGUCGCGUUAUGUUUUCAAGCAUUUAUUGUGGAUAAUGAUAACGUUAUGAGACCAAUAACAGAACCUGUUUAUUCACAUACCAUCAAUAAUCUCAAAAGUGCAUUGACUGGAGAACUUAAAAUAUGCAGAAUUGAUAAACACACCAGCUGUGUUGAAGGAAAUGAAGAAGUGUUUAUACUUGUAGAAAAAGUAGGAAAAAAAAAUAUUAAAAUAAAAUUUUUUGAACUAAACGAAAAUGAUUGUGAAGUUUGGUGCGCAUACGGACGCUUUACGGAAUUGGAUGUUCAUCAUCAGUAUGCUAUUGUAUUUCGAACGCCGGCAUAUAAAGAUCUUAAUAUUACUUCACCAAAAGAAGUUUUUAUUCAAUUAGAACGACCAUCUGAUGCAGAAUGUUCUGAACCAAUAAAAUUUACUUAUAAACCAAGUGACAGAAUUAUAGGCAAGAAGCGCCAACGAAUGUCUUACUCCGGAAGUUCAGAAUUGUCACACAUAGUUCCAACUUAUAACAGUCCCGUUGUAGAUAAUAUAUCAGAAAUCUUAAGUGGCGAUAGUCGGGAUGUUUCUAGAGAAUUAAAAAAAUUACUUUCUGAAGGUUGUUCUUCGCCACUGCAUAAAAAUCUCUUUGAAUGUAUAGACUAUGAACAAUAUUUACCAUUUAUUGAAAACGGUGAUGAGAAUAUGUUGACUUCCGAUGGUCCGCUAAUUAGACAGCAUCAAGAUGAUACAAUGUUCCCCAAAAAUAUACUUACUGAAGUGAUAAAAUGUAUGAAAAUGAAUUCAGAAAAUAUGAAGGAAUAUAUUCCAAAGCUGCUUAAAGAUCGUUCUACCUAUGGGGAUUCCCCAUUACACGCAGCUCUUCGGUACGGUCAACAUGAUAUUGUUAAAUACCUUCUAAUGUUAAUAAGUGCUGACAAAGAUUGUAAGUCGCUUGUAAAUGGACAGAAUAGUUCGGGAAAGACGCCAUUACAUUAUGCUGUCUUACAAAACUUACCAGAAGUUACAAAAGCGUUACUCAUGCUUGGAGCUGAUCCAAAUCGAAUUGAUGAGCAUGGAUUUUCUCCACUGCACGCUGCAGUGAGAAUUCCAGAAGGUGGCGCCUGUGUUGAUGCUUUAUUGUCAGAGAAAACAGUUAACAUUGAAUUACCCAAUGAUGCUGGAUGGAGAGCAUUACAUCUUGCUGCAGAAGCAGGAUCGUACGAUGCAGUAUGUUUCCUUGUUCAAGCAGGAGCAAAUGUAAACGAUACCGAGAUGUCUUAUGGUAGGACAGCAUUGCACAUAGCUGUAGAAGGUGGACAUAAAAAUAUUGUUGAAUAUUUGCUUAAAAAGACAAAUAUAUCUGUAAAUAAAAGAAACUUCAGUGGAAAUACUGCUUUACAUACUGCAGUUGUACAUUCCGGAGCAAGAGCAAAAGAAUUGUGUGCAUUACUGAUACGAUAUGGCGCUGAUCCACAUAUUCAAAAUCAUAAUCGGGAAACAGAUAAUGUGGACAAAAGAAAAGGGCCUAGUAUCAAUAUAAAAGAAGAAAUCGAUUCGGAAGAUGAAAAUACAGAAGGAACUACUGGACAAUCAUCGUUUGAUUUGGCCAUGAACAAACCAGAUAUUUUGCAACUUUUUAAUGGGAAGACCGAAGACACUGCGAACCAAAUGUGUUCAGUUGCUACAAAAUUAGAAAUAGAAGAUAAGAAUUUACUUACAAAUUGGUUAAACAAUGAACACAAAGAAAAGUUAUCUACUCUUUUAGACAAAACGCAAGGUUGGAGGAAACUUGCAAAACAUUUAAAUUUUGAAUAUUUUUUAAAAACUUUUGAACAGAGUUCCUCAAGUCCGUCUUUACUUUUAUUAAAUUAUAUUGACGUGCAGGCAUCAUUAUCUUUAAUAGAUAUGGAGAAAUUGUUAAGAGAUACCGGGGAAGAAGAAGCAGCAAAUUAUGUGCAUGAAAUUUCAUCCACAUAUACGUAAAAUACAUCUCUUCAUUUUCAAAUGUAUUUGUAUUUUGUAUAUCUGUAUAUUUAUAAAAUACCACAUCCGUCUAUCUGUCUCUAUGUUUAUCCACUUUCAACUCGUGAACCGGUGGACAGAUUUUGAUGCAGUUUUCACCGUUAUUUAUCAAAUUUCAGGAAAACUUUUUUUCUUUAUAAAACAUUUGAUUAAUCAUAGAGGUGUAAUAAGCAAGCUCCCUCUAAAACGAACUUUGUCAUGUACCGAAAUCCAAGUGAGCGAAGUCGAGGGCAAAAGCUAAUAUGUCUAUAAGUAAAUAAAUAAGUUCAUAAGUGAAUA